AUGUCGUUUAUAUGUCAUCGUAUCGGUCGUUCAUUGCCAUCGUUAUCGAAACCGAUUCGCAGUUUACUAUUCUCAUCCAAUCGUUUUUUACGUUCAAGUGAUGGCAAAGAUGUUAAUCAUAUCGUGAAACGUGUGAAGACGUUCGCCGAUCGAGAAGGACGUCAGCCAAGAAUUCUCGUUUCAACUAUUGACAAGAACGGACACAGCGCUGACAAGAUGGUCAUUGCUACUGGCUUUGCUGAUCUUGGUACGUCUCUUGUCGCUUGCUCAUUCUUUGGUCGAUUCUCGCCUACCACUUGA
This is a messenger RNA of Anisakis simplex (herring worm), 300 nucleotides long. The record is from the annotation of a GenBank genome assembly. NCBI's taxonomy places the organism in Eukaryota, Metazoa, Nematoda, Chromadorea, Rhabditida, Anisakidae.